Molecule: messenger RNA, 420 nt
Organism: Solanum stenotomum
Lineage: Eukaryota; Viridiplantae; Streptophyta; Magnoliopsida; Solanales; Solanaceae
Exons: 3
Coding region: 1-420 (139 amino acids)
Biological process (GO): DNA repair; telomere maintenance
Molecular function (GO): DNA helicase activity
Source: RefSeq, a predicted model, not a curated record
AUGGCAUAUAACAUAAUUCUUGAACGAGUAUAUUCUAAUAAAUCAGGAGCUUUUUUCAUUGAUGGUCCUGGUGGAACUGGAAAAAUAUUUCUUUAUCGAGCUUUGUUGGUUACUGUAAGAACAAAAGGAUGCAUAUCUUUGGCAACUGCAAGUUCUGGUGCGGCAGCUUCAAUACUUCCGGGAGGACGAACAACUCAUUCACAUUUCAAAAUUCCUGUUGACAUCGAUGAGAAUUUCACUUGCAAUAUUAGUAAACAAAGUUCAUUAGCGACUCUAAUUCGAGAUUCAAAGUUAAUUGUUUGGGAUGAGGAGCAGAUUCUCAGCUCGAAAGGUAUUGCUACUCUCUUCUUUCCUGCUGAACGUCAUCGAGAAUUUUCCCCUUCUUCCGGUUUGCCUAGAAGAUUCUCAAUACAGGCUUAA